AUUUGAUUGAAGGGCUGGAGGAAGGUGGCAGCUGUCCCCGAGAGCUGUCCUUCUCUCUCUGAAAAUUUUUGAAAAAAUAAUGACGAUCCGAAGCUUGAUGGGUGAUGGGUGAUGGGUGAUGGGAGCUGUGAUGGGCGAUGAUGGCUGCAUACGUUCUCGUCGAUUUAAAAAUUACUGUGGACUGAGGAGUGAAACACCUCACAAGCAACACCAACUUGAAUAGCAGCACCAGCAGCACCAGCACCAGCAGAAAAGUAACAACAAGCAGCAGAAAAGAUUGUCACAAUGAAGAUUCAUCCAAAACUGGCCGGACUUUUGUGGAUGGGACUUCCUGUCAAUGCCUUUUACAUGAACCGUGCCUCGAGAGCCAAGUUUGCCAAAGCUCCCAGUGCCUUUGAAGAUGUUCCUGUGGUGGUGGAAGAAACAUUGAGCACUGAUGAGAUGGAACAAUGGCUGUCGAACAUUAUGAAUCGUGCCAAGCAGGAACCCAUCUUGGCCCAGUUCGAAAAGGAUCAAAGCAAAACGGCCAUGCCCUUGAUGGAAGCGGUCAAGGUGGCAAUCCAUAAUUCCACCCAUGACGAUCCAGUAUACUUGUCAUCGGUCCGUGAGACUGCCUCUCAUGCCUUUACAGAGACGGUGCCCUUCUUUCCACUCAAAGAGGCACUCUUUGCCAGCGGCGCCGAUGAUGACGAAGCAGACAAAUUGGAUUGGUUCAAGUGCUUUUCCAAUUUUGCCAAGGUUCACGACACACUUGUGGUAGCGGGAGAAGGAUCCACAUCGCCUUGUCUGCAGUGCCAUGCCUAUCAAAAAAUCAUUCUAGGCAUUGAUGGGAGUCAACUCAUUCGCAUUGUCCCGCCACUUACACAACAACCCAAUGACGCCAUACGAGCUUGUGCAUCACCGACGUACAUGGAAUCGGCCUAUGGAUUUCCCGUCAGUACAGGGUUCCAUACCAAACACGAUCUCUUUCGAUUCCGUCAUCGUGAUGUCGAUUGGGAAUUGGAUCAAAUGAAGACACAUGGACAAGAAGAAUACCGCAAUCGCUUCGACAAUCACUUUCAGCAUUGGGCCGAGGAUCCAACCAUGUUCAUCCCAUCCACACCCCUCCAAGGACAGGACAUGGACAAGUUUCACCAUGGCAUGUGGCACAGUACUGUCAUAUUGCCAGGAGACAUGGUCGUGAUCCCUCCUGGAUGGUGGUAUCAGACAUACAAUGUAGAACCCAGUGUCUCUAUUGCAAGUCAACGGUGUGGUGGCAGUGCCAUGGCCACCAAGUUCAUUCAUCAUGCAUUGGAAACCUCCGGUGUUGAUCGUACAUUGCGACUGAACCAGGAUGAUGGGCAUUCCGAAGAAGAAGCUAUGACCAUUGUCAGUGGACUCUUUGAAGUGCUGGAGGAGCACUACAGCAAGUCCAAAAAGAAUGCAUACUAAAGCAGAGAGAAAGAGAGAUCCCAAUGAAUAGAACGAGAUGAGUACAAGCACAGAAACAGUGAUUCCCGUAUUUGCAUAAACCUUUUGAUAAUAUACAUGACACGAAACACUGGAUGGCAAAACAAUUGCGUCAUUCCAAUGACGCGGACUGAACGGUACGACAACAAGCAAACAGAAUAGAACCAAUAGUUGCACAACUGGCUGACAAAACCCCUGCUGGCGGUUCACCUCCUCCCUCCUAAUCAAUCUAACACAUAUCAUUUGCAGCUG
Molecule: messenger RNA, 1701 nt
Organism: Seminavis robusta
Lineage: Eukaryota; Bacillariophyta; Bacillariophyceae; Naviculales; Naviculaceae
Source: the annotation of a GenBank genome assembly